AUGAAUCCAAAACUCACAGAGAGAGUUUUAACAGGUAACAAAACCAUCAAGCUCUCAAGAAGGUUCGAAGAAGCAAACAACUUCGGAUCAGCACCAAACUCGCACACUAACUUCUCUCUCGCUAGAAACCAUCUUCACAACAAAUCAGGCUCAGUCUUGGAGAGGGGUGAAAACGAAAAUAGUUUGAAAAGGAGUGGUAAAAAUGAAAGGAACACAAAAUUAUGUUCAAGAGGACAUUGGAGACCAACAGAAGACGCUAAACUCAUGGAGCUUGUUGCUCAGUUUGGUCCCCAAAACUGGAACUUGGUUGCUCACCACAUUCUUGGUAGAUCAGGCAAAAGUUGUAGACUGAGAUGGUUUAACCAACUAGACCCAAGAAUUAACAAGAGAGCCUUCACCGAGGAAGAAGAGUCUAGGCUUUUAACUGCUCAUCGAGCCUACGGCAACAAGUGGUCUUUAAUCUCACGUCUCUUCCCGGGUCGGACCGAUAACGCCGUCAAGAACCAUUGGCACGUCCUCAUGUCUCGACGGACUAGAGAAAGUCAACGAGAUCAAAGUCAACAGCCUGUUCAUGCACCGUCAGGAAACGCAGAAAUGACAGUAUCGUCCUCGUACGGAUAUAAUCAUGGUGGGUUCUUCGGUAGGGUCGCUGAGGGUACUUUGGUCAACGAAGCAGAUGAUGAGGAUGGUUCAGCUGUCUCUACUUGUACGACGGAGCUCUCUCUCACUCCACCUUCUUCAGCUCACCAGCCACGCUUCUUGCAUGAUGAUUAUUACCUUGUUGCAUCAGGUAAAGAUGCCCAAUGUGUUCAGAGAGCAGAAGUAAAUGGCAUGAAUUGUAAGAAAAUGGACCAUCAAAAUCACCACACUAUCACCGUCAGUGAAAGGGAGGUGGAGAUGAAAUUGAAGAGUGGCUUAUACUUCUUUGAUUUUCUUGGAGUUGGAGCUUAUUGA
Eruca vesicaria subsp. sativa (arugula) is the source of this 954-nucleotide messenger RNA. Lineage: Eukaryota; Viridiplantae; Streptophyta; Magnoliopsida; Brassicales; Brassicaceae. The record is from the annotation of a GenBank genome assembly.